Molecule: messenger RNA, 1617 nt
Organism: Microtus ochrogaster (prairie vole)
Lineage: Eukaryota; Metazoa; Chordata; Mammalia; Rodentia; Cricetidae
Gene: Il21r
Product: interleukin 21 receptor
Biological process (GO): cytokine-mediated signaling pathway
Cellular component (GO): membrane; external side of plasma membrane
Molecular function (GO): cytokine receptor activity; protein binding
Source: RefSeq, a predicted model, not a curated record
AUGCCACAGGGCUUGGCUGCUCCCUUGCUCCUGCUGAUCCUCCAGGGAGCUCGGGGCUGCCUGGACCUCACCUGCUACACUAACUACCUCUGGACUGUCACCUGUGUCCUGAAGACACAGACCCUCCACCCCUACACACUUUCUCUCACCUGGCAAGAUGAGUACGAGGAGCUGCAGGACAAAGAAACCUCUUGCAGCCUGCAUAGGUCGGACCACAACGCCACACACGUGCUGUACACGUGUCACAUGCCCUUGUCUGGAUUCAUGGCUGACGACGUUUUCAUUGUCAACAAGAUGAACCACUCUGACAACAGCUCCCAGGAGUGUGGCAGCUUUGUCCUGGCUGAGAACAUCAAGCCAGCUCGCCCUUUCAAUGUGACCGUGACCUUCUCUGGACGUUAUGAUAUCUCCUGGCGUUCAGAUUAUUAUGAAGACCCUGCCUUCUACGUGCUGAGGGGCAAGCUACAAUAUGAGCUGCAGUAUCGGAACCUCAAAGACCCCUAUGCUGUGAGGCCAGUGACCAAGCUGAUCUCAGUGGACUCAAACAACGUCUCCCUUCUCGCUGAAGAUUUCCACAAAGACUCCACCUACCAGCUGCAGGUGCGGGCAGCACCCCAGCCAGGCACUUUAUUCAGGGGGAUCUGGAGUGAGUGGAGUGACCCUGUCAUCUUUCAGACCCAGGCUGGGGAGCCCGAGGCAGACUUGGACCCUCACCUGCUGUUGCUGCUGCUUCUUCUGUUCGUCUUGGUGCCCUGCCUGAUUUUCUUGGGUCUGAAGAUCGACCUGCCUUGGAGACUAUGGAAGAAGGUUUGGCUACCAGUGCCCAGCCCUGAGAGUUUCUUCCAGCCCCUGUACAAGGAACACAGUGGGAACUUCAAGAAAUGGGUGGAUACCCCUUUCACGGCCUCUAGCCUGGAGCUGACACCACAGAGUCCCACAGCGACUUCAGUCUUACAAGUGCACGACAGCUGUUCGCCCUCAUACCCAGCCAAGGAAAAGAAGUUCCUGGGGCCGCCAGGCCUGGAAGAACAGCUGGAGUGUGAUGGGUUGUCUGAGCUUGGCCACUGCUGCACAGUCCCCUUGGCAGCCGGCCCAGGCCCCUCCGCCUACAGUGAGGAGAGAGACCGGCCAUAUGGUCUGGUGUCCAUUGACACAGUGACUGUUGGGGAUGCAGAGGGACCAUGUGCCUGGCCCUAUGGCUGUGGGGAUGACGGCUACCCAGCCCUGAACCUGGAUGCCGGUCCAGAGUCUGGCCCUAAUGUGGAGGAUCUGCUCUUGGUCACAAACACCACUUUUCUGUCCUGUGGCUGUGUCUCAGGUGGUGGCCUCAGGCUGGGAGGUACCCCAGGCAGCCUCCUGGACAGGUUGAGGCUGCCCCUUGCUCAGGAAAGGGACUGGACAGCAGGCCCACCCUGGAGAACGGGGUCCCCAGGAGGGGGGUCUGAGAGUGAGGCGGGCUCACCCCCUGGCCUGGACAUGGACACUUUUGACAGCGGCUUUGCAGGAUCAGACUGUGGCAGCCCUGUGGAGAGUGAUGAAGGGCCCCCUCGCAGCUACAUACGCCAGUGGGUGGUCAGGACCCCUCCACCUGUGGACAGCGGCGCCCAGGCCAGCUAG